Messenger RNA from Alternaria ventricosa, 693 nucleotides. RefSeq lists its product as uncharacterized. The record is from RefSeq and is a predicted model, not a curated record. Bases 1 to 693 code for a protein of 230 amino acids. The transcript has 2 exons. Lineage: Eukaryota; Fungi; Ascomycota; Dothideomycetes; Pleosporales; Pleosporaceae.
AUGUCUCCAACGCCAUUGGGACUUACUGGCUUAGCAAGGACAAGUCUACCUGUGUGUAUACCGAUUCGACAUACCUUCCCCCCGAUCCGUUCCAUCCGCUCAGCCACGCGUUUCCCGAGAUCCGACCGAACUUUCGAAAAGCAGCUCUCUACAUACCUCCAACAGCAACACCUUCCGCACACUCCGAGCUCAUCAUCUCCGGCUUCCAACAUGUCCUUCUUACUUCCUGGUCUUCGUAGAGGCUUGAUGCUCAGCACGCCACUCAUCUUGUCGACGCCUUUACUGGCGUUCCAGUUCCGAAAUGCGCAGCGCAUACGAUGCGAUGGUCCGGAUCCAAUCACCAAGAUCAAGAACGACCUCACAAAUAACUACACAAAUGAAGCGAGAACACCAGUCGUCACUCAAUCAGGUGCCAUGAACCCGCAGGCAGUUCGUCAAAUCAGCAUGGGAAGCAUUUUGGGUGUGAUUGGAGGACUAGGAAUCAGCGUAUUCAGCAAGCCUUUGGCUGUACUGAUUGGGCUGGGGAUAUUUGCUUUGCAGUUCAUCGAGUCGCGAGGGAUCCACGUCAUUCCGUACUCAUUCCUGGAGCGCCGGGUAAAGUCGAUGAAUGUCCGAUCACUAGUACGCGACAACGUUGCCUUCAAGUUGUCUUUCGGCCUAACGUUCGCAAUGGCCGCAUUUGCCGAGUUUUAA